Messenger RNA from Acanthamoeba castellanii str. Neff, 951 nucleotides. Its product is annotated as cysteine protease. Lineage: Eukaryota; Discosea; Longamoebia; Acanthamoebidae. Bases 1 to 951 code for a protein of 316 amino acids. Gene Ontology annotation, molecular function: cysteine-type endopeptidase activity. The record is from RefSeq and is a predicted model, not a curated record. The transcript has 2 exons. Gene Ontology annotation, cellular component: lysosome.
AUGCGUUUCGCCGCCCCUCUCGCCCUCUCCGCGGUCCUCUUCUUCUUCUUCGUCGCCUCCGCCUCGUCGGACGAGCAGCAGCAUGACGACCCUCUCAGGGGCGCGUUCGCCCAGUGGAUGAGGACCCACGCCAAGUCGUACUCCAACGAGGAGUUCGUCUUCCGCUGGAACGCAUGGCGCGAGAACCACCGCUUCAUCGAGGAGCACAACCGCCAGAACCACAGCUACCACCUCGCCAUGAACCAGUUUGGCGAUCUCACCGCCGACGAGUUCCAGACGCUCUACACCCCAAACUUGGGGCGUGGACCUCUCACUGCCGACGACAACUCCACUGCUACUCCUCCAAUCUUGAAGGAGAAGGCCACCUUCGCUCUUGCGUGUGUCGACUGGAGACAGACUACUCCCAGAGUCAAGAACCAGGGUCAGUGUGGCUCUGACUAUGCGUUCUCCGCUCUUGGUGCCCUCGAGGGCAUGCUCUCGAGAAAGUACGGCCGUCAAGGUUUUGAUCUUUCUGAGCAGAACAUCGUCGACUGCUCGGGACCUCAAGGCAACUACGGCUGCAAUGGUGGUUUCAUGACGGCAUGCUAUGAGUACGUCAAGAAGUCAGGUGGCGUCAACUACGCGGUCAACUAUCCCUACACGGGGCAACAAGGCCAGUGCCGCUUCAACCCCAAUUCGAAAGUAGGGCUUAGCAGUUACGCUGUGAUCCCCUACGGCAGCGAGCAAGCUCUCGAACAAGCGCUUGCCACGGUUGGACCCGUCGCUGUCGCCGUCGAUGCCUCGCUCCCAUCCUUCCGGUUCUACUCGGCGGGCAUCUACGUCGAGCCCUCCGCAACCCCAACAAACUUAGCCACGCUCUGGUUGCCCUUGGUAACUGCACGGAGAAUGGCAUGGCGUACUACCUCCUCAAGAACUCGUGGGGCACUGGUUGGGGCGAAGGGGGCUACAUGA